Messenger RNA from Magnusiomyces paraingens, 2145 nucleotides. RefSeq lists its product as uncharacterized. Gene Ontology annotation, molecular function: threonine-tRNA ligase activity; ATP binding. NCBI's taxonomy places the organism in Eukaryota, Fungi, Ascomycota, Dipodascomycetes, Dipodascales, Dipodascaceae. The record is from RefSeq and is a predicted model, not a curated record. The transcript has 2 exons. Gene Ontology annotation, biological process: threonyl-tRNA aminoacylation. The coding region runs from base 1 to 2145 and encodes 714 amino acids. Gene Ontology annotation, cellular component: cytoplasm.
AUGUGUCCUCCAACUCACGAACCUGUUGUUGCUGAUCUGGCCAAAAAGGUUGAGAAAACCCAAAUCAAAGGCAAUAAUGACAAAACUCCCAAGGCCCAAUUUCUUGAUGAGAGACUUAAGUUUUUUGAAGAACUAAAGAAAAAGUCUGAUGAAGCUCUUGCUGCUAAAGAAAAAGUUCCCAUUAAAAUUACACUUAAUGAUGGCAAACUCAUUGAUGGAACUUCUUGGGAAACUACUCCUUUUCAGAUUGCUAAAGACAUCAGUAAAUCUCUAUUGGAUCGUGUUUUUAUUUCUAAGGUUAAUGGUGAACUUUGGGAUCUUGAACGUCCUUUUGAAGGCGAUGCUACUUUGGAGCUUCUUGAUUUUGAUAACGAUGAGGCUAAAAAAGUCUUUUGGCAUUCUUCUGCUCAUGUUUUGGGAGAAGCAUGUGAAAACUUUUACGGCGCUCAUCUGUGUUUUGGCCCUCCAACUGAUGAUGGUUUCUUUUAUGACAUGAGCAUUGAGGAGGGUAAAAGAGCUGUUGCUUCUUCUGAAUUCCCUUCUAUUGAAACUUGGGCCAAAUCUGCAAUUAAAGAAAAGCAAAAAUUUGAGCGCCUUGUUGUUUCAAAAGAAGAUCUCCUUAAGAUGUUUUCUUAUAAUAAGUACAAGCAGGCCCUCAUUGCUUCUAAGGUUCCCGACGGUACAUCUACUACUGUUUACCGAUGCGGACCUCUUAUCGAUUUGUGCAGAGGCCCUCAUGUUCCUCAUACGGGUCGUAUCAAAUCCUUUAAGCUUCUUAAGAACUCUGCUUCAUAUUUCUUAGGUGAUGCGGAAAACGAUUCUCUCCAAAGAAUUUAUGGUGUUUCUUUUCCAGAUAAGAAGCUUAUGGACGCUCACCUUAAGUUCCUUGAAGAGGCUGCUAAACGUGAUCACCGAAAAAUUGGUAAAGAACAAGAACUUUUUAUGUUUCAUGAAAUGAGUCCUGGUUCAUGCUUUUGGCUGCCUCAUGGUGCUCGUAUUUAUAACACCUUAAAUGCUUUUCUUAGAGAUGAAUACCGUGUUAGAGGUUAUGAAGAAGUCAUUACUCCAAACAUGUAUAACUCCAAACUUUGGAUGACUUCUGGUCAUUGGGAAAACUAUAAGGAAAACAUGUUCACCAUGGAAGUUGAAAAGGAUACAUUUGGCCUUAAGCCCAUGAACUGUCCUGGACAUUGUCUUAUGUUUAAGGCUAGAGAACGAAGCUAUAGAGAGCUUCCUUGGAGAGUUGCUGAUUUUGGUGUCAUUCAUCGAAAUGAAUUUUCUGGUGCUCUCUCGGGCUUGACUCGUGUUAGAAGAUUCCAGCAGGAUGAUGCCCAUAUCUUUUGCAGACAAGAUCAGAUUGAGACUGAAAUUAUUGGUGUUUUUGAUUUCCUUCAAAAAGUAUAUGGUAUAUUUGGUUUUGAAUUCAAGAUGGAGCUUUCUACUCGCCCCGAAAAAUAUGUCGGUGAUAUCGAAACUUGGAACGAUGCUGAAGCCAAGCUUACCAAUGCUCUUAAUUCUUUUGGUAGAAAAUGGGAGAUUAAUCCUGGUGAUGGUGCUUUCUAUGGCCCUAAGAUCGACAUCAUGAUUUCUGAUGCUCUUAAGCGUUGGCACCAGUGUGCUACCAUUCAACUUGAUUUUCAACUACCUCGACGAUUUGAACUGGAAUACCGAGCUGCAGAUGGUACUGACUCCAAGGAAACUGAUGUUGAUGGAAGAUACGUUAAUCCUGUGAUGAUUCAUCGUGCGAUUUAUGGAUCCUUUGAGAGGAUGAUCGGCAUUUUGACCGAACAUUUCUUUGGAAAAUGGCCUUUCUGGCUUUCUCCACGUCAAGUUCUUGUCAUUCCUGUUGGUGUCAAGUUUAACGACUAUGCUCAAAAGGUUCGUGACACUUUAUGGGAUGCUGGCUUUUUUGCUGAUACUGAUCUUGGUCCCAACACUCUUCAAAAGAAGGUUCGUACUGGUCAGCUACAACAAUAUAAUUUUAUUUUCAUUGUUGGUGACGAGGAAGAGAAGAGUCAAUCUGUUAAUGUUCGCAACCGUGACGACACUAGCAAGCAACAAAGAGGUAUUCCUUAUCAGCUUGAAGAUAUCAUUAAGAAGCUUGAGGAACUUAAGGAAAAGAAAUCCCUUACACAUGAUAUUUAA